GAAUUCAAUAUGUGACCCUUAAACUAUUCGUAAAGAGAAAUAGACUCAAUAUUUCUAAUCCAUUCAAGAAUUAUUUUUAGUGCAAGAAUUCACCAGAUAAAAGUGCAAGAAUUACAUGAAAAUUGAGAAACAAACACACACGCACUAUGUGUAUUUCCAUUCCUAAAAAAGUCAGUCCUUUCAACCCUUCAAUCCCAAUCCCACCUUCCAUUUUGUAACUCUCGUCUGCAUCUCUCAGCUUCACAAUUCACUGAAUAAAAAAAAAUCAUUUUUUGUUGCUGUUUGAUUCAGAUAUACAACAAGCAUGUCUGAAGAAGGUGAUAAUGGGUCACCAAAGACUUCAUCAAUGACAUCGUAUGAAGAAGCAUUGGAUGCAUUGUCAUCAUUGAUCACUAAACGCACUCGUGUUGGUGAUGUCAAUUUGGAGGAGCGAUUCAACGUGCUGUUUGAGUAUAUUAAGAUGCUUGAUUUGGACGAGGCGAUUUCGAAUAUGAAGAUUAUCCAUGUUGCUGGCACCAAAGGGAAGGGAUCUACUUGCACCUUCACAGAAUCUAUAUUACGCAACUGUGGACUUCACACUGGGCUUUUCACUUCUCCUCACCUAAUUGAUAUCCGUGAAAGGUUUCGUAUAGAUGGUGUGGAAAUAUGUGAAGAGAAAUUUUUAGCCUAUUUCUGGUGGUGUUAUGGUAGACUAAAGGAACAAACUGAUGACAAUGUUCCAAUGCCUACCUUUUUUCACUUUCUUGCUUUACUUGCCUUCAAGAUAUUUUCAGCAGAGCAGGUAGAUGUUUCUGUAAUAGAGGUUGGAUUAGGUGGCAAAUACGAUGCAACAAAUGUGGUGAAAGCACCUUCUGUGUGUGGUAUAACUUCCCUCGGAUAUGACCACAUGGAGAUCCUUGGGAAUACUCUUGGAGAAAUUGCUGGUGAGAAGGCUGGUAUCUUCAAGCAUCGAGUUCCAGCAUUUACGGUGCCUCAGCCUGAUGAAGCAAUGUAUGUACUCAGAGAGAAGGCUUAUCAGUUAAAUGUACCUCUUCAUGUGGCAACCCCAUUAGAGACCAAAUUGCUAAAUGGUUUAAGGCUAGGGCUUGAAGGUGACCACCAAAAUAUAAAUGCUGGUCUUGCCGUUGCAUUAUGCUAUAUAUGGCUGCGAAUGAAUGGGCAUUCUGAAUAUGCUCAUUUGAAACAGAUGCAGUGCACUUUGCCAGAGCAAUUCAUAAAAGGGUUAGCAACUGCAAGUCUGCAAGGAAGGGCUCACAUUGUUCCUGAUCAAUUCAUCAACAAAGAAAUCUCAAGUGAACUUGUCUUCUUUUUAGAUGGAGCUCAUAGUCCUGAAAGCAUGCAAGCAUGUGCAAGGUGGUUUUCCCAUGCUAUUAAAGAUCAGGACCAGACCCUGAUUAAUCAGAAGCCUGAUAAUUCUAAAAUUGAAAUGAAGACACACCUAGAUGAAACAGCACAGAAAAAAUCAGCACAGAUUUUGCUGUUCAAUUGUAUGUCUGUACGUGAUCCUCAGUUGCUUCUUCCCCAUUUGUUGAAAACAUGUGCUGAUCAUGGUGUCUACUUCAAGAAGGCGUUCUUUGUACCUGGUUUAUCAGUGUAUCACAAAGUUGGAUCCCAUGCUCCAACGACGACUGAUUCUAAUGUUGACCUGACGUGGCAGUUCACUCUACAAAGAGUGUGGGAAAAUCUCAUGAUAGGGAACAAAGGCAAGAGUACUAUUGGUGCUGCUUCUGAAGAAUUAAAUGAUCUGGAAAUGAGUGCCAGAAAUUGGGAACACAGUGCAGUUUUUUCCUCAUUGCCGCUAGUUAUCAAAUGGCUUAGGGACAGUGUGCAACAAAACCAGUCAACACGCUUUCAGGUCCUUGUCACUGGUUCUUUACAUCUUGUUGGCGACGUGUUGAAAUUAAUCAAGAAGUGAUUCAUUCGACUAAAUGGAAAGAUCUUCCUUUCUGAUUUCUCAGUUAGCUGACGUUAUCCCAAGAGAUCUCUGUCACUCAGAAGAUUUAAAGUGCUAUUUCACUUGGAUCGCAUACUGUUAGCAGUGCAAUCAACACAACAACAUCCUUGACAUUUUUUGACACACAUAGUUCAUUGGUUUUGGUGGGUGUUUCAAUUUUAAUUUUGUUUUUUGGUCAAAAAAAUUAAUUUUGUUGGUACACCUUUCAAUUUUCAUUUGAUUGUAGAACACAAUUUUAUUUGCUUAGCGUGAGAUGAAUAAAGGACGAUCCACUGAGGUGGGGUAUAUAAUACGGACAGCUGUUCACAAAAUUACAAUCUGUGUUUGGAUUUUGCACUUUUUUAAGUAGCACUUCAAAAGAAAAAAAUCCUUAGUGUU
Messenger RNA from Lotus japonicus, 2332 nucleotides. RefSeq names its product folylpolyglutamate synthase-like. The record is from RefSeq and is a predicted model, not a curated record. Lineage: Eukaryota; Viridiplantae; Streptophyta; Magnoliopsida; Fabales; Fabaceae. Gene Ontology annotation, biological process: tetrahydrofolylpolyglutamate biosynthetic process. Bases 305 to 1915 code for a protein of 536 amino acids. The transcript is spliced from 16 exons. Gene Ontology annotation, molecular function: ATP binding; tetrahydrofolylpolyglutamate synthase activity. Gene Ontology annotation, cellular component: mitochondrion; cytosol; cytoplasm.